Messenger RNA from Tachysurus vachellii, 3989 nucleotides. It is a transcript of the gene npas2, whose product is annotated as neuronal PAS domain protein 2. Gene Ontology annotation, molecular function: DNA-binding transcription factor activity, RNA polymerase II-specific; protein dimerization activity; RNA polymerase II cis-regulatory region sequence-specific DNA binding. The record is from RefSeq and is a predicted model, not a curated record. The transcript is spliced from 22 exons. The coding region runs from base 431 to 2959 and encodes 842 amino acids. NCBI's taxonomy places the organism in Eukaryota, Metazoa, Chordata, Actinopteri, Siluriformes, Bagridae. Gene Ontology annotation, cellular component: CLOCK-BMAL transcription complex; cytoplasm; nucleus. Gene Ontology annotation, biological process: regulation of transcription by RNA polymerase II; circadian regulation of gene expression.
AGUGUCAGCGCUCCGGUGUGAGUGUGUCAGCGCUCCGGUGAGAGUGUGUCAGCGCUCCGGUGAGAGUGUGUCAGCGCUCCGGUGAGAGUGUCAGCGCUCCGGUGUGAGUGUCAGCGCUCCGGUCCUGCCGUUUCUGCGACUGGCCUCAAUCGAAAUGCAAAGGUGACCACCAGAGAUGUUAGCAUCCCAAGCUCACAUACAUAAGCUAACCAUUUCCAGAUGAUCAGCUAACCGUUAACCUGGAAACCUCAGCCAGCUGGUGAGGACGAGAAAAUCACCUGAAGCUACAUACUAGCCAUCACUGGUUUGGUGAAGGACAGGACCUGCUAGCUGAAAGAGUACAAGUGUGUGAAGAGUACUUGCUUUUAGUGGAAUCGCAAAUGGGAAAUUACAGCCUCCGUAGACGGCCUGGAUAGGUGAGGGAGUGAGCAUGGACAAGCUUUCCGACUUUGGUGUCCUUUGUCCGUCCAGCAGGAGUGAAUGGGAAACCAGCAGCUGUGUGGAUGAGUUUAUGGACGAAGAUGAGAAAGACAGAGCAAAAAGAGCAUCCAGGAAUAAAUCGGAAAAGAAAAGGCGAGACCAGUUCAAUGUGCUCAUUAAGGAGUUGUGCACCAUGCUGCAGGGCCAAGGCCACCCACGCAAAAUGGACAAGUCUACCAUCCUGCAGAGGACCAUCAACUUCUUGCAAAAGCAAAAAGAGAUCACUGCGCAGACGGAGACCUGUGAGAUUCAGCAGGACUGGAAGCCUUCUUUUCUCAGUAACGAGGAAUUUACCCAGUUAAUGCUGGAGGCAUUGGAUGGUUUCCUGAUUGCUCUUAGGUUGGACGGGAACAUCAUCUAUGUAUCUGACAGUGUCUCGUCUCUCAUCGGGCAUUUACCAUCAGACAUGGUGGACCAGAACAUCCUGAACUUUCUGCCCGAGCGCGAACAUGCCGAGGUCUACAAACUGCUCUCAGCACACCUGCUCAUGAGUGACCCCAUCAGCACGGACUACCUGGAGGGCAAUGAGACCCACGUUGAGUUCUGUUGUCACUUAGUCCGAGGGAACAUCGACCCGAAAGUCACACCCACUUAUGAAUAUGUCAAAUUUGCAGGAGACGUCAAGUACCAGAAUAGUGUCCCUGCAUCCUCAUGUAAUGGCUACGAGCUGAUGUUCCCCCGUCCACUGCAGACCUCAGUGGAGGAUGAGAUGUGUUUAGUGGCUACAGUUAGACUAGUCACACCACAGUUCCUAAAGGACUUAUGUAGUGUAGAAGAUCCAUGCGAUGAAUUCACAUCGAGACACAGCCUAGAGUGGAAGUUCCUGUUUUUAGACCACAGAGCCUCCCCUAUCAUCGGUUACCUGCCGUUUGAGGUGUUGGGGACGUCAGGAUACGAUUAUUAUCAUGUGGACGAUUUGGAGCUCAUCGCUCAGUGCCACAAACAGCUGAUGCAGUGUGGGAAGGGGAAGUCAUGUUAUUAUCGCUUUCUGACUAAAGGACAGCAGUGGAUCUGGCUGCAGACGCACUACUACAUCACCUACCACCAGUGGAACUCCAAACCUGAGUUCAUCGUCUGUACACACACUGUGGUCAGUUAUGCUGAAGUGCGGGCAGAGAGGAGGAGAGAGUAUGGGCUGGAGGAGAGCUCUGAUAUGUGUACCACCUCAGUAAAGGGGCAGGAGGUGUGUCUGGAUGUGUGUGCUCCUAUGGAUGCACCACAAGACAGAAUCAGCAGUGCACAAUCAGCAUCUUCACACAGCUCACGCAAAUCCACACACACUGCACCAUCUGACUCAGCCUCCAACUCUUCUGUCCUGUAUAAAGAAAGCUGCACAUCAUCACGCCAUUCAGCGCCUACAGCAAAUGAGAACAUGCUGAGACACGGAGCAACAAAGACAAUGAUUCAAAGACAAGCCUCAUUGGAGCCCCUCCCUCCCUCCCCCUCCUGCAGCCAAUCAUCAGUCAUGCACCAGGCGGUGUGUACAGGUCUCCCUCAGCCUCAGUUAGGGGUGAUGCACCAGCUGACGGAGCACCUGGAGAAGAGGAGACUCAUCCUGCAGCAUGACAUCAAAUCCCAGCAGCAGGAGCUUAAUCACAUCAAAGAAAAACUACAGAUCGCUAACCUGCAGAUGUUGCUGCAGCAGCCUGUGAGUUUUCCACAGCAGGCUUCAGCUCCAAACAGCCAGUCAGGAGUCCUGCACCACAACAACACACAACACCCCAAACCCCCACAUUGCACAACACACGCAGCCUCGUCUCACACAAUGCACCAAGAGCAGCCCAGCAGCUCCACCACACAGAGGUUGGUGCAGAUGCAGAGCGUGUGUGUCCCAGUCCAAACACACACUAGCCUGACGAUGCCUCUCUACAGCAACCCCAUGAUGUUCUCGCCAAACCAGGGAUAUCGCAACACAGCGGACACACAAAUGCACCAUACACACAAUGUGCAACAUACACACCGGCAAGCAGAGGCAGACAGCGGGCCUGAUGGACAGCUACGGAUGCUGUUAAACCAGCCGGUGCAGAAUCUGGUUCCAGACAGCAGUGGAACACUGACAUCACACUGCAGCACCACUAUCCAGCAAACCAAAUAUCUGGAUGAGCAGAUGAUGGCCCCCUCUUUCCCAGUACAGCAGGUCAGCUGUAAUGCUGUUCUAGUCCCCUCCCCUGUGUUUACGUCACCAAUCAUGUUCUCCCACAACAGUUUCAUUGCUCCUCGAGCUCCUCCCAGCUUCACACACAGCCCCCAGAACAGUCAGCACGGUCUGCACAUCCAGCAGCAUCAGCAGUUCUUUCAGAUGCAGCCACAGGGUCUCAUUCAGAGCGGCCACACUCAGGCCUUUUUCCACACAGCAAACGUCCAGCCUCAAAGCACUGUGGGAUACAUAGAGCAGCAACAACAACCACAACAGCAGCACCUUCAUUCCCAGUCUUCAGCAAGCAGCCUAUCAGAUUACAGGAACAUACUUCCACGGUAGCCCCACCCACAUGUGGGAGGGCAAAACAAAGCUGCUGGGAUAGUGCAUGGAGCGGUUGGCUCCGUGGCCCAAGAGGAGAAGAUGCUGAGAAGGCAGAGCGACUGAAGUUCGCCACCAAGCCUUAAAAACACCAAAGCCAAAAUGGACGUACAGUGUGGCGAGUUGAGAGGCUCCGCCCCCAUAUACACUGCACACAAAAAACGCUGUGGCUGUGGGAGGGGCUAGAUAAAUGUCACAGGAACAGCCACGCCCCAUGACUUUCACCAAGGUUCUCAUGAGAUCACUGGCAGAGUGAAGAGAGCAUCUUCAGGAUAACUAGGAAGAAAAAAGUGCUUUAAAAAAAGUUUUACAUUUGUGUCAUUUUUUUCUGUCUUGUUUUGUUUUAUUUCUUUUUUUUUCAUACGGUUAUGAUGACAGUUAUGGCAUUAUCAGGUUUGUUCGCAACAUUACUGCAAACGGAUAUAAAAAUCGUGAUGCAAGAGAAAAAUUUAAGCUGGAAACUUUGAGAGCAACAAGAAGCAGAGCGAGUGAUGAUGAAGUGAAGUGGGCGGGGCCUGAGUGGCCUGAGUGACACUUUACAACCAGGUGCAUUAUGCUAAAGACCAACAAUAACUACAAAAGAAUAUGACGUGGGAUGCUUCAUAUGUGUAAAGUUACAGUAAUUAGCAUAAAUCACAGAACGUGUCGGUUCGGAUUAGCCAGUUAUGCACAUUAAUAGUAUUUAUUGAAGUUGAGAAUAUUAACUGUUUUGAAUGUAUAAUGAAUUUUAGCGUUGCUAAAUGAACACACAUGAACCUGGCCAGUGAUCUUGUUUGGUGCUGCAAGGAAAACUGUAGCAACCAGCUCAAAUCACAAAUAAACUAGCGAUCGUUAGCAAAAAAAAAACUCGGAUUACAGAGAAAAUCAAAGGGUUAGCAUGAGAGGAGCUAAUAGUGGCUGUUUAGCUCGUUAUAAAGCAGGAAAGGAGUCUGGACGAGUCGAGGAGCGAUAUUUACAGUACUGUUCAUAAGAAAAUUGUGUUUACAGCAAC